UUGUGGGUGUGGCUAUGCUUAUUUGUGGGUGUGGUUAUGCUAAUGAGACGUGAGCGUGGUUUUGCCGGUAUCUCCCUGGCAACCGCGUCCCGGUGGGCGGGGCUUCCCCACCUCUCUCACUUCUCAUUGGUCCGCCGCCGUUUCCCGCCGCCGUUCUCGCUGCUGAUUGGUCAGCGGCGUUGCCGGGGCUCCGUGAGGGCUCCGUGAGGGCUCGGCCAUGGCGGCGGCGCUGGAGGAGGCCGUGGGCACCGUGUGCUGGUGGGGGCUGUCCCCGGCCAUCGAUCUCCGCCUGCACCUGCCGCCGGGAGCGGAGGCCUCGGUGCUGCUGGUGGGGGCGGCCGAGGGCCGGCACCUGCUGAUGACGGCGGCCCGGGCCCGCCGGGGGCCCCCCCCGCGACAUCACGGUACCGGCAAGCGCGAGGGGACACCGGGAGGGGCACCGGGACGGGGCGAAGGCCCCGGUGUUACCGGCGCUCUCCCGCAGCUCUUCGUGGCCGAGCAGAGCCCCGAGCCCGUGGCUCGCCAGCUGCUGUUCCUGCUGCUGGCGCUGGAGGCACCGGAGCGGCCCAGAGCCGCAGGCCGCGCGGCCGCGCUGCUGGAGCUGCUGGGCUCGGGCUCGCUGGGGCCGCGCACGGCGGCGCUGCUGCGGGGGGCGGCGGGGCGCCUGCGCCGCUGGCUGCGGCACCAGCCGGACCGGGACCGGGAACCGGACCGGGAACCGGACCGGGACCCGAGCGGGCCCGCCGACCUGCGCCUCAUGAAGUGCCGGGACCGGGACGCGCUCGAGGCGGUUCUGCAGCGCUGGGAGCGGGCGCUGCCGGGCCCGGGGCCGGUACCGGAGGCAGAACCGGGCCGGGGUUCGGUACCGGAGGCCGAGGCGGUACCGGGCCCCCCGGGCUGGGACCGGCGGCUGCGGCGGCGCCUCGGGGCCCGGUACGAGUCGCGGGCGGCGGUGGCGGACUGGGAGCUGCGGAUGGCGCUGCACCCGCGCGGGGCCACCUCGGUGUCCCCGGCCGAGUUCGGGCGCUGGCGCGAGAGCGGCGACGCCUUCGGGGGAGGGGGCGCGACCCCCAACCCCACGGUGCUGAGCGACCCCCGGCCCCGCGCCGACGGGCGCUCGGUGUCGCCCCCCGCCUACUGGGGGGACACGGUCACCGGCCCCUUCCUCAGCUUCGGCCUCGACCCCGCCGGGCUGCGCAGCCCCCCCCAAGACGGCCACCGAGCUGUCCCUGGCCGUGGUCACCGCGCUGCUGCACGAGCUGCUCACCGGGGAGCCCCCCGGGGACCCCCCCGGGCACCGGGACCCCCACCCCGGGCACCGGGACCCCCACCCCGGGGACCCCCCCGAGGAGCGGGACCCCCCCCCGUGAGGAUUGCAGCCCCCUGGGGCGCUGCCGUUGCUGACCCCCGCCUGGGGGCUCUGGCGGCCCCCGGGGCGACGCUGCUGCUGGAGCUGCCCACGUUCGUGCCCGCGCUGCGCCCCCCGCAGCUGGCGGCGUUCCGCGCACGCGCGGUGGCGCUGGCGCGGGCGGGGGGCUUCGAGCCCUGGGGGGGGCCCGGGGAGCCCCCGGCCCACGCGCGCUUCCGCCGGCCGCCCCCGCGCUGAGACCCCUCCCCAAAUUACCCUCCCUGGCCCCCAGACCCCUCCCCAAAUUACCGUCCCUGUACCCGAGACCCCUCCCCAAAUUACCCCUAAAAUCAGCCCCCAAAUUCCAGUCCCUGUGCCCGAGACCCCUCCCCAAAUUAGCCUUUCAGGCCUUGAGACCCCUCCUCGAAUUACCCCCCAAAAUCAGCCCCCAAAUCCCCCCCAAAUUCCACUCCUGGCACCCGAGACCCCUCCCCAAAUUACCCUCCCUGGCCCUGAGACCCCUCCCCAAAUUACCCCCAAACUCAGCCCCAAACUCAGUCCCCAAAUUCCCAUCCCUGUGCCCGAGACCCCUCCCCAAAUUGACCUCCCUGUCCCUGAGACCCCUCCCCAAAUUGACCUCUCAAUACCUGAGACCCUCGACCCAAAUCUGUCCCCCAAAUCCCCUCCCGGUGCCCGAGACCCCUCCCCAAGUUAUCCUGCCUCAAACCCCCCCCAGAAUCUCCCCGGGACCCCCAAAAUCCCCUCCCAGGGCCCCUUUAAGCCCCGCCCACUCCCAUUGAUAACCCCGCCCCCGCGCGAGGCCACGCCCCCUCCCAUUCAUAAAGCGCCGCCGCGUUCCCACGGCUCCGGCCCCGCAGAAGCUUCCGAAUGGCCGAGGAGGAGGACACCUCGGUGAGACCCCUCCCCCACUCCCCUCCCCGCUCCAUUUUUGGGGACCCCCCCCGUUAACCCCUGGCUCCCCGUGGCAC
Passer domesticus (house sparrow) is the source of this 2337-nucleotide messenger RNA. RefSeq names its product dynein axonemal assembly factor 3-like. Gene Ontology annotation, biological process: axonemal dynein complex assembly; motile cilium assembly. The record is from RefSeq and is a predicted model, not a curated record. NCBI's taxonomy places the organism in Eukaryota, Metazoa, Chordata, Aves, Passeriformes, Passeridae. Bases 218 to 1606 code for a protein of 462 amino acids. The transcript has 11 exons.